UUCAGAUAUGCAACCGGACUUAUUACAAGAAAAUACGCCAAAGGACAGGAAAUCAGUGUGAAGAUCCGCAUCACGGCCAAUCAUCAAGGAUGGUUUGAGUUCAGAGUAGGUGAUAUAGGGACCCCUCCCAUCACACAGGCAAAGUUCACUUACCUUUUGAAGACACCCGAUGGCAAGACCAGAGUUCCAUUGAGAGGGUAUGGCUCGAGCCUCGAGACUAUCAAGCUUCGUCUCCCUGCUGACUUGACCUGUAGACAAUGCGUUCUUCAGUGGUGGUGGAAAGUCGGCAACAGCUGGGGAUGCGAGAUGGUGAAUGGAAAGAAGAAAUGUGGUCUGGGAUAUGGUCCACAGGAAACGUUUGUUAACUGUGCUGAUAUUCAGAUAGGAGACGGGGGAGGUCUACCUCCUCCAACCCCCACGGGAGUACCGCCUCCACCCCCUCCCCCAGCGCAGGAACCACCCCAACCCCCACCUCCAACUAAUCUACCCUACCCAUAUGGAUGUAAAGCUACUAAGCCAUGGACGGGAAUGCCAAGCAUCGAUAUAUGCAACGCUGAGGAAAUAAACCUUAAGUUGGCUAAAGAAAGUACACUCCAGCAACUACAGGCAAACGAUAAAGAACGCAAGAUUGGUGCCGUUAUCAGCAACGGUGGAAUGCAGAAACGUCAGUGCCCUAAGAAAUGUUGA
Messenger RNA from Exaiptasia diaphana, 687 nucleotides. RefSeq lists its product as uncharacterized. Lineage: Eukaryota; Metazoa; Cnidaria; Anthozoa; Actiniaria; Aiptasiidae. The record is from RefSeq and is a predicted model, not a curated record. The transcript is spliced from 4 exons. The annotation marks the transcript as partial.